AUGUCUAAAAUGUUGACUGAGUUUAAGGGUUUGUGCGAAAACGAUAGGAUAUCCCUAAUUAAGUACGGCCUGUUUGAACUGUUUUUCAUCCGGUCCAUUAUUAAUUACGAUAUCAAACAACAGUAUUGGAGAGUGCCCCUGCUAAAUAAUAGGACCGCUAUAUUGCGGUUGGAAAUUAUGCAAUACCUUCCCAAAAAUAUAUAUUAUUUAAGCAGGAUAUUUUUGCAUAAAAUAAUGCUCGAAUGGGAACACGAUUCCGUGAUUUUGGACUUGUGUUUAACCCAACACGGCUUCACCUUUUACAUAGAGAUUGCAUAA
Oppiella nova is the source of this 318-nucleotide messenger RNA. NCBI's taxonomy places the organism in Eukaryota, Metazoa, Arthropoda, Arachnida, Sarcoptiformes, Oppiidae. The record is from the annotation of a GenBank genome assembly.